Cricetulus griseus (Chinese hamster) is the source of this 876-nucleotide messenger RNA. The record is from RefSeq and is a predicted model, not a curated record. Lineage: Eukaryota; Metazoa; Chordata; Mammalia; Rodentia; Cricetidae.
GUUUUUAUAUACAUAAAGUACCCCAGUACAGUUGUGUAAGCACGUGCUCAGUGUUGAUGGAGGAAUCAGUGAACAAUGCCAAAUCUCUAGCCCAGCCCAAUUUAAGAGGAACAGAGUCUCAAGCUGCAUCAGAAUCCACAAUGUCACAGGCCAUUCAGUCUUGUGAAGUAUACCUAGUAAAUGAAACAUCAGAAGAGAGUAUACAAGAAUUACCUGGAACAUCUCAGGGGAUACCAUCAAAUGUCUUUGUGGCUUCAAGUGGUCCUUCCUGGAAUAACUUCAUGUGUCCAAUUUGCUUGGAUACAUUGAAGAACACCAGGAUCACCAGAGACUGUUUCCAUCGGUUUUGUAAAGAUUGUAUCAUCACAGCCCUUAGACGUGGCAACAAAGAAUGUCCUGUGUGUAGAAGAAAACUAAUUUCAAAAAGGUCAUUAGAUUCAGACCCUCAGCUUGAUGCACUCAUCAAGAAAAUGUAUCCAAGUUCUAAGGAAAAGGAGGCUCCUGAAGAGAAAGCAUUGGGCAAGAAGAAGAACAAAACUCAACAAGAACCCAGUGUCAUCAUUGAAACGAGAAGGGAAAUAGAUUCCAUACAUAGUGUCCACCAAGGAGAGAAGAAACAAAUUGAAACUAGUACUGGAUGGGAAGAUAAUCCUGGCAGUUCACCCUGCAAUAUUGCAUCAACACACAGCAGUGAAAGUGACAAAGCAAGUCCCGUUAACAAGCGGGCCAAAUCAUCUGGCCCGGAAGAUGAUAGUAAUUACGUAAUAGUGACCACUGAUCCUGUGACUGACACGGCUAAUGAAUAUGAAUCCAGUCUUCAUGCUACAGUUAGAGGAAUAGAAAAUCCUGCACAGACUGGGGGAAAAAAGUCUUCAG